Penicillium antarcticum is the source of this 2634-nucleotide messenger RNA. Its product is annotated as DNA ligase (ATP) CDC9. Gene Ontology annotation, cellular component: nucleus; mitochondrion. The record is from RefSeq and is a predicted model, not a curated record. Gene Ontology annotation, molecular function: DNA binding; ATP binding; DNA ligase (ATP) activity. The transcript is spliced from 4 exons. Bases 1 to 2634 code for a protein of 877 amino acids. Gene Ontology annotation, biological process: Okazaki fragment processing involved in mitotic DNA replication; DNA repair; DNA recombination. Lineage: Eukaryota; Fungi; Ascomycota; Eurotiomycetes; Eurotiales; Aspergillaceae.
AUGGCCGACAACAAGAGUGCAAAGCAGGCUACAUUGGGGUACGUUCGCAAUUCACAGCAGACGAUUGGGAGGUUCUUUGGCUCGAACGCCAACACAAAUCAAGCGCCCAAGAAGCAAACCACACUAGCUUUUGGCAACAAACGACAACGUGCAAGCAGCAGCGGAGCUGCUGAUGAUGAUGUUGAUGUGAAACAGGAUACGGAGGAGCCUAAAACGGAGGAGGGCACCGAUACAGCAGCCACUGAUGGCCCGGUGAAAGGCGUGAAGCGGGAAAAGAGUCCGGAUGCAGAACAAAGUGAUGGAUCAGAUGUCCAGCCUGUGUCCAAACGCCGCAGAAAAGCUUCAGCUUUGCCAGCUGCCGAAAAACAAGUCCCAUCCCCGAAAAAGCCCGAGGCUACGAAACCCAAGGUUGAGUCGCCAUCACCAAAUCCCGCUACAAACGAGGACAACUCUACCGAAGUGACACCCUCAGAGACAGUAACCGAUGAGGUUAACAAGGAAGAAGAGUUAUUAGAAAGUGAAGAGGAAGAGGACCUCGAGCCUGAGCUCGAAAUGAAAUCCAUCGAGAAGUUCCAGGCCAAAUUGAAAGGUAGUGGGAAAGACCCAUACCCAGACUGGAAAGCUGGAGAGCCAGUUCCUUACGCCGCUCUAUGCACCACUUUCUCCCUGGUCGAGAUGACCAGAAAGCGAUUGGAGAUCACAGACCAUUGUUCCCUGUUCCUUCGACAAGUACUUCGUCUGACCCCUGGGGAUUUCCUUCCCACUGUUCAACUAAUGAUCAAUAAAUUGGCUGCCGAUUAUGCUGGCAUUGAACUGGGUAUCGGAGAGUCAUUGAUCAUGAAAGCCAUUGGUGAAAGUACAGGCCGAAGUCUUGCAAUCAUCAAAGCUGACCAAAAGGAGAUCGGGGAUUUGGGACUGGUGGCUGCUAAGAGUCGCGGCAAUCAACCUACCAUGUUCAAGCCAAAGCCUUUGACUAUCCGUGGUGUCCAUGAAGGACUACUGGCAAUUGCUCAGGUCCAGGGCCAUGGAUCCCAAGAUAAGAAGAUUUCGGGUAUCAAAAAACUGUUGUCUGCAGCCGAUGCCGCAACUGCUGGCAAGGGAGGUAAAGUAGUGGACAUUACCAAGGACAAGGGCGGCGCCAGCGAAGCUAAAUUUAUCAUUCGCUUCCUGGAAGGAAAGCUGAGGCUGGGACUUGCAGAAAAGACAGUGCUCGUCGCUGUUGCCCGGGCAGUUCAGACCCAUGAAGCUGAAGUUAAUGGCGAGAAUAUCCCGUCAGCGGAAAAGAUGGCUGCAGGAGAAAACAUCUUCAAGUCUGUCUACAGUGAGCUUCCCGCGUACGAGGUGAUCAUUCCCGCCAUCCUUGAACAUGGUCUAUUCAAGCUACCUGAAGUUUGCAAACUAUCGCCUGGUGUUCCUCUCAAGCCCAUGCUUGCGAAGCCUACGAAAUCUAUCACUGAGGUUCUCGACCGCUUUGAGGGCAAAGAGUUCACCUGCGAGUACAAGUACGACGGAGAGAGAGCCCAGAUUCAUUUCGUGUCCCCAGACUCAAUUCACCAAUACCCUGGAGCAAAGAACACAUUAAAAAAGGACAGCAAGGGACUUUGUUCAAUCUUCUCCCGCAACUCUGAAGAUCUUUCUAAGAAGUAUCCAGAUGUUCUAGCCAAGCUAGACACCUGGGUCAAGGACGACGUGAAGAGCUUCGUGCUUGAUUGUGAGACCGUUGCUUGGGAUACAGUCAACAAAAAGGUUCUUCCAUUCCAACAACUGAUGACCCGUAAGCGCAAGGAUGUCAAGGCCGAUGAAGUCACGGUCAAGGUUUGCGUAUUUGCAUUCGACUUGCUCUUCUUUAAUGGAGAGCCAUGUGUUAAGAAGUCUCUUCGGGAACGUCGGCGACUUAUGUAUGAAUGCUUCCAGCCAGUGGAGGGGGAGUUCCAAUUUGCCCAGUAUGGCAACACGAACGUACUCGAUGAGAUCCAGGAAAUGCUCGAUGAAAGCGUCAAAGCCUCGUGUGAGGGUCUCAUGGUGAAGAUGCUGGACACAGAUGAGAGUGGCUACGAACCCAGCAAGCGGAGUCGCAACUGGCUUAAGGUCAAGAAAGAUUACCUUGCCGGCGUUGGUGACUCUCUUGAUCUUGUCGUGCUUGGUGCUUACCACGGACGUGGUAAGCGUACUUCUGUCUUCGGUGCUUUCCUCCUCGCAGCCUACAACCCCAACAAGGACACCUACGAAACCAUUUGCAAUAUCGGUACUGGAUUUUCUGAGGUGCUGCUCGAAGAGCUCCACAACACACUAAGCCCAUUGGUGAUCGACCGCCCAAAGCCCUUCUACACCCACUCGACUGUACCCAAGGAUCAGCCAGAUGUCUGGUUUGAGCCGCGACUAGUAUGGGAAGUCAAGACUGCUGAUUUGACACUGAGUCCCCGCUAUCAGGCCGCUGCCGACGAGUUCCAGGGUACAGCCGAUAGUGGUAAGGGUGUCUCUCUUCGUUUCCCGCGUUACAUCAAAGCCCGCGAUGACAAGAAACCAGACGAAGCCACCACUACCCGUGCCGUGGCGGAGAUGUAUCGCAAGCAAGAAGCGGUCACUAAGGAGAGCUCCAGCAAGGGCGGUGUGGAUGAUGACUUUGAGUAUUGA